UAAAAACUUCUGCAAACAGUAGGAUGACUUCAGGUGUAGUGGGACGUAAGGAUGAAAUGGAUUGGUGCGCUAGAACAGUAUUGCCAGUCACCAUUAUUGGCAGUUAGCCAAUGAAAAAAAUUAUUGGGUUAUUUCUAUGGAGAGUUGGGAUAGGAUGCCAGUUGCCUUCCGAAUGGAGACCGCUCAGCGAGGGAUGCCGAGCGGAGCUGGCGGAGAUCAUCGUGUACGCCAAGGUGCUGGCCAUCCACCAAGAGACGUACAGCAGUAGCCUGUACAACUACCUGCCCUACCAGUACGAGGGCGCGGAGGACGGACUUUUCUACUCGGCGGAAGUAGAACUGCAGUGCGACCAGGCGUGGGGCAGCAUGCUUGAGGUGCCCGCCGGCUCGCGCCUCAACCUCACGGGGCUGGGGUACUUCUCGUGCCAUUCGCACACGGUGUUGCAGAAUUACUCCUACAUCUUCUUCCUCAGGAUGGAUGAAAAUUACAACAUCCUUCCACACGGAGUCAACUUCCAGGACGCCAUCUUCCCAGACACACAGGAGAACCGCAGAACCUUCUCCAGCCUGUUCCAGUUCUCCAACUGCUCCCACGGCCAGGCCCUCCAAAGCUUCAGCCCCGACUGGGAGGCCCAGGAGGACAGUCGGCUCCUGUGCUCCUCGGUGCAGCUGGCCCUGUUUGAGGAAGAGGAGCGCGUUAGGAAGCUGCAGCAGCGCAUGGUGCAGCUGGAGCAGCGGAACCGGCAGCUGAAGGAGCGCGUGCGCAAGGUGAAGCGCUCGCUGCGGCAGGCGCGCCGGGCCGGCCAGCGGGCCGAGCGGGACAACCAGGACCUGCGGGAGAAGCUUGCCACCGCCGCCGCCGCCGCCCGUGGCGCCAGGCGGCACCACCUCAGCGUCGACGGAGCCUGCCCCACCGCGCCGUCGGUCCAGCCCCUCCGCUUGAGCCACCAGUCCAGGCGGGCCACCACCUCAACGCCGUCGAGCGGGAGACCCCGCCCCACCGCUACGCCAAGGGGAAGGUGA
Messenger RNA from Anguilla rostrata (American eel), 1022 nucleotides. RefSeq names its product coiled-coil domain containing 3a (gene ccdc3a). NCBI's taxonomy places the organism in Eukaryota, Metazoa, Chordata, Actinopteri, Anguilliformes, Anguillidae. Gene Ontology annotation, biological process: negative regulation of gene expression. The transcript is spliced from 5 exons. Bases 111 to 1022 code for a protein of 303 amino acids. Gene Ontology annotation, cellular component: extracellular region. The record is from RefSeq and is a predicted model, not a curated record.